AGGUUUGCUAAGUCUGCUCCUGCGCACGGGAAGGGACGCUGGUGGCUACCCCGGGCGCCGGGAAUUCUGGGGGCUGCGCAGGUCUUCUCUAUUUGCUGCUGGGAGGGAAAUCGAAGAUUUCUUUCUUGGUCUUGGAUCCUUGAUUCAUGGGAUGAAAUUCUGGCUAUUUGGAGCCAACAGAAAGCCAGACCAGUGGAGUGAGUACAAAGUGUCUAUGUGGUUCAUCUGGUGCUGCCAAAACGAAGAGAAACAAACAGACCCAGCUGAAGCAAAAGCUGGUGACCAUGGCAAACCAGGUCCUCCUCCCAUCAAGGAUAUCCCUACUGGGCAUAGUGCUUUGGCUAUUGGCAGCUGCACACUUCUCUUCAUGCCAUAAUAAUCAUGUCCAGAACCAUUUUUCAUUGUCCAAUCCAGAGAAGAACAAUAUCCAGGAAAAAAAGAAAGAGGUGUCAUCAGAACAAGAACUUGACAAUGAAGACCUGAAAGUGUUUUAUCCCACAAACCAAUGGCAGACCCUUCAGCCAGAUCAAGCUGUCCCCGCUGGUUCCCAUGUGCGUCUGAAUCUACAGACUGGAGAGAGAGAAGUAAAGCUCUCAGAUGAGGAGAAAUACCAAAAUAACUUGAAAGAACAAAAAAAAGGCCAGAGGUUGGAUCUCAAUACACAUGGUUUCACAACUCAGGACCUCAAGAGUGCUCUUGAAAAAUUCAAGGAGGGAGUAGGGGCUGAAAAAGAAGAUAAGGCCCGGCAGGAAGAGGUCAGGCAACGUUUCCGCCCUAUUGAAGAUCUGAAGAAGGACUUUGAAGCCUUGAAUGUUGUCAUUGAGAGUGAUCUUCAGAUUAUGGUUCGGUUGAUCAAUCAGUUCAACAGCUCCAGUACCACUCUGGAAGAGAAGAUAAUGGCUCUCUAUGACCUAGAAUAUUAUGUCCAUCAGAUGGAUAAUGCCAGAGACCUGCUCUCCUUUGGGGGUCUUCAGGUGGUGAUCAAUGGGCUCAACAGUACUGAGGACUUGGUGAAGGAGUAUUCUGCUUUUGUGUUGGGUGCUGCUUUCUCCAGUAAUCCCAAAGUCCAGGUCGAGGCCAUUGAAGGUGGUGCUCUCCAGAAGCUGCUGGUCGUCUUGGCAACUGACCAUCCUUUGGCUGUGAAGAAGAAGGUCCUGUUCGCUCUGUCUUCCCUCCUUCGGCACUUUCCCUACGCGCAGCAGCAGUUCCUGAAGCUGGGAGGCUUGCACGUCCUCAGGAGCUUGGUCCAUGAGAAAGGCAUGGAGGUGCUAGCUGUGCGUGUGGUCACCCUGCUCUAUGACUUGGUCACUGAAAAGAUGUUGGUAGAGAACGCUGAGCAGGACCAGAGCCCUCCAGAAGAGAAGGUCCAGCAGUACCGCCAGGUGGAGCUCCUGCCGGGCCUUCAGGAGCAGGGCUGGUGCGGCAUCGUGGCCGGGCUGCUGGGGCUGCCGGAGCACGACAUGCGGGAGAAGGUGCUGCGGACGCUGGGCGCCCUGCUCGCCCCGUGUCGGGAGCGCUACCGCCGAGACGCCCUCCUCAGCAGCACGCUACGGGGCUUACGGGACGAGUACCAGGAGCUGGCUGCCCUGGAGCUCCAGGACGGGGAGGAGAACGGCUACUUCCAGGAGAUGCUGGGCACCAUCAACGGCUUCAUCCAGGAACUCUGAUGAGGUCCACCGUCGGGGCAGCACCAGGCCUCAAAGGAACUUCCCACACCGACACUGAGGUGUCUUGCUGACCCUGUGUUUUGGCCAUUAAAUGGAGGCGUUGAGAGUU
Molecule: messenger RNA, 1776 nt
Organism: Antechinus flavipes (yellow-footed antechinus)
Lineage: Eukaryota; Metazoa; Chordata; Mammalia; Dasyuromorphia; Dasyuridae
Gene: SIL1
Product: SIL1 nucleotide exchange factor
Exons: 11
Coding region: 285-1667 (460 amino acids)
Source: RefSeq, a predicted model, not a curated record